This is a messenger RNA of Venturia canescens, 1731 nucleotides long. RefSeq names its product alpha-L-fucosidase (gene Fuca). The transcript is spliced from 5 exons. Gene Ontology annotation, cellular component: lysosome. Gene Ontology annotation, molecular function: alpha-L-fucosidase activity. Lineage: Eukaryota; Metazoa; Arthropoda; Insecta; Hymenoptera; Ichneumonidae. Gene Ontology annotation, biological process: glycoside catabolic process; fucose metabolic process. The record is from RefSeq and is a predicted model, not a curated record. Bases 156 to 1598 code for a protein of 480 amino acids.
CUGGGUUUGCCUCGGUGUAUCAUGAAUCGCGAAAUUAUUGAAUAAGGACUAGUUUGGAAUAUUGGAUUCCAAAGUUCCAAACACACUACACACAUCGAUGUUCAUGUGCCUUGUGCAUUACGAUUGCGAGUUACGUUUGAAACUAUAUUGCCAAAAUGGUCAAGUUUUUGGCUCUUCUGGGUUUAGUGACCAUUUUGGUCCACAUUGUUAAUGCAGUUUACACUGUAACACAAGAUUUUGGAGAAUGUGAAAAUAAACAGUGCUUGGACAACGUUGGACCUUUUAAACCAACUUGGGACAGUUUGGACAGUCGAAGCCUGCCAGUUUGGUAUGACGAUGCUAAAUUUGGCAUAUUUAUACACUGGGGAGUUUUCAGUGUACCUAGUUUUGGGUCUGAAUGGUUUUGGCGCCAAUGGAAAGGUGCUAGCUCCAAACAGAUCACUGAAUUUAUGAAACAACGAUAUCCACCAAAUUUCACUUACCAAGACUUUGCUAAGGAUUUUACGGCUGAAUUUUAUAAUGCGACUCAAUGGAGCCACAUUUUUGAGGCUUCCGGCGCUAAAUACAUUGUGUUGACUAGCAAACAUCACGAAGGAUAUACUCUCUGGCCUUCCAAACGUUCAUUCAGCUGGAAUUCUGUGGAUGUUGGUCCCAACAGAGAUUUGAUCGGUGAAUUAGCAGAUGCAAUCAGAGCGAAUACGCAGAUUAAAUUUGGCUUGUAUCACUCCCUCUACGAGUGGUACAAUCCUCUGUGGCUGGCAGAUCAGAAAAACAAUUUUGCGACCGACGAUUUCGUCGUUUCUAAAACAAUGCCAGAAUUAAUGGAAUUGGUAAAUAUUUAUAAACCAGAAGUUAUUUGGUCUGACGGUGAAUGGGAUGCUCCAGACACUUACUGGAAAUCAAAAGACUUCUUGGCUUGGCUUUACAACGAAAGUCCUGUGAAAGAAACAGUUGUCGUUAAUGAUCGUUGGGGACACGAGACUGCAUGUCAUCACGGUGAUUUUUACACCUGCGCCGAUCGUUACAACCCUGGUGUGCUUCAACCACACAAAUGGGAAAAUGCUUUGACCAUUGAUAAAGAAUCUUGGGGAUAUCGGCGAAAUGCAGACCUCUCCCAGUAUCUCAGCGUCGAGGAAUUAGUCAAAGAACUUGUUACUACUGUCAGCUGCGGUGGUAACAUGCUGCUCAAUGUUGGACCAACCAAGGAUGGAAUUAUUGUGCCCAUUUUUGAGGAACGUCUUCGUCAAAUGGGUGAUUGGUUAUCAGAGAACGGUGAAGCGAUUUACAACACGAGACCGUACGAAAUUCAAAAUGACACGAUUAACGGGAAUGUUUGGUGGACUCAGAGCAAGGAUAAACAGAGUAUCUACGGUUCGAUUCUUCAAUGGCCAAAGGACAAUGUUCUUCGAGUUUCACCCGUUAAAAUAGCGAAAAAAUCUCGAGUUUGUCUUCUCGGACCCGGAUGCAAAACAGAACUCGAAUGGAAAAACGGCGCAAAAGCUCUUGAGAUCAAACUACCACUCGAGGCCCACAGAGGCAAACCUGCUUGGGUUUUCCGAAUCGAUAAGAUUACCAAAAAAUCCCAAAAUCUUGACUAGUUUUAUUAAUUCCAAUAAAAUAAGUGUUAAAGAAUAUUGACAGAAGCAUUUAAUAAAUUUUUUAAGAUACUUUAAAAUGAAUAAAAGAGCGAAAACGGUCUAUCGGAUGGGGACUCGCUCGACUUAUUGCAAA